CCUCACCGCCACCCCCACCUCCUCGCACCUCACUCCACCAUGGCUGACGACGGCGGAGCGGAGAGCCAGCCGCUCAUGUCCAUUGAGGACAUCAACAAGGCACUCGAGUCUGAGGACCAGACCGAGCGUAUCCGGGCAAGGACAGCACGCAUCGAGCAGCGCAUUCUUCGCCGCAAGCAGAAGACACAGGGCAAGGCCAACGUCCAGUUCACCACGGCACAGGCGCAGGAGCGCGAGUGGGACACCCAAGCCAAGGCGCAGCUGCGAGCAUCGCGCAAAGCACUGGAUGCGCUCAUUACUGCCUCGCAGCGAACGGUGACCGACAUCAGAGUCGAGGGCGAUUACCAUGAGGCAUCCGUGAGGGUCGAGCAAGGCGGCAAGAAGGAGGACCGCCUGUUCCAGCUCAACGAGCUACGGCAAGCGUCGUCAGAGGCAAAUGCGGCUAUUUCGCUCAAUUGGGCCUCGCUUCGGGAGCAUGACGUGCCACAGAGCUUGCUCGCUGCGCUGAUGGAGCAAAAGGCGCGGUGCGACGACGUCAUCGCCGCCAAGGACAACGUCGUGGCGGGCCUCACCGCUGAGCUCGAGGCGAAGGACGAAGAGUACGUAGCCGAGCUGAAGCGGCAAGCCGAGAAGAUUGACGAGCUCCUCAACCGCAUGGCCGAGUCAUUCAAGGAGCUACAGGCCGCGUACGACGCUCAGCUGGCCCAGCUGGAGGAGACGUUUGAGACCGAGCUCGCCGAGCUGCACGCCUCCAACUCGGCCGAGGUCAAGGUGCUCAUGGAGAAGCGGGCCAAGAUGGAGGAGAAGUUCAUGCACGACCGACUUGCCCUGCUCAAGGCCAACCAGGACGAGGUGGAAGAGCUGCAGCGCCAGCAGGGUGAGGGCAUCAACAUUGUCACCAUCCGUCUGCAGACCUCGGUACAGGUCCUUCGCCAGCAGCUGGAGGAGAUGCGGGCGACAUACGCACUCAACUCGCAGAAGCUCGAGUACAACAUCAAGAUUCUGGACCGCCGCGAGUUUGAGAACAACCUCACCAUCUCGCAGCAGAAGCGCAAGAUCAACUCGCUCGGCGACCAGGUGGCAGCGCUGCGGGCAAAGUACGAGAAGCAAGACAAGGAGUACCGGUACCAGAACCAGAAGCUGACCAACGACUACAAGCGCAUCACCGACCAGUACAAGGAGCUGCAGCGCAAGUUCAAGCACUUUCAGCUUGCUGAUGCCAAGAAGUUCAAGGAGGUAUGGGACAUGAACGAGGAGGUCGUGGCCGAGUACAUCGGCAAGACGCUCCAGGCCGAUGCCAUCAUUUUUGAGCAGCAGCUCGGCCUCAAGUGGGAGCCGCCAGCCCAGGACCUGUUUACCAUCCGCGAGCAGGCACUCCCUAUCGACGCCGAGGGCCACCCAGUCAUCCCGGUGGCCGAGCGUGAGGCCGCCGGCGAGGCUGGCCCGCUAGGUGGGCGGACCGGCUCAGGCUCGAUGGCUGGCGGCGGCUCAGGCGCCGCCCCAGGCUCGUCUGGACGGGUCUCGGUCCUCGCCCACGACGGCUCUUCGGGCAUUGCUCGUGCCAUUCUUGACAUGCUCUGCGACGAAGCAGGGUUUCUCGUGGAGGAAAAGGUGCAGGCCAUGCUCGACCCGCUUCCGCGCGACGAGCAGAACCUACUCAUGAUCAACUCUAUUUUCAAGGCGCUCAAGGUUGAGUCACGGGCGGAGAUCGACAAGCUGCUGUCAUACUUUGUGACCUCCCCCGAGGCCUUUGCCGUCGGCGGGCUUUCGCCGUCGGCGCAGGGUCUCGUUGCCUCGUCGGCCACCAUUCACCCCAACGACAUCAUUCCGGCGCUGCGGCGGUUUGUUCAGGACCACAACCGCGAUCUUGACCUCUCGCGCCAGUCGACCAAGCGCUCGACCUCGCUCAUGUUCAUGCGCGAGCAGAAGGCUGUUGCUCGCCGGCUGGAGCGCGAGUACUGGGAGAAGCUCUCGGGCAUCAUCUCGGACAAGACGUACCGCGUGUGGCAGGCCCUGUACAAGGGCCUCACCGCGUACCACGAAGUCCUUGAGCAGCGCGCCGAGCUCCUUGACGAGACCGACGCCAUCCGCCAGCAGAACUACGAGCUCAAGAAGCUGCUCAACAUGUAUGUCAACCAGGGCGUCAACGACGAGCUCUACGUUCCGCCCUACGCUACCCGUGGCUUUCUGGAUCCUGAUGCCGGUCCUGGGUCGCAAGCUGCUGCGUAAAACACGUCUGCAC
Messenger RNA from Thecamonas trahens ATCC 50062, 2242 nucleotides. Its product is annotated as UPF0407 protein C2orf39. The record is from RefSeq and is a predicted model, not a curated record. NCBI's taxonomy places the organism in Eukaryota, Apusomonadida, Apusomonadidae. Gene Ontology annotation, cellular component: axonemal dynein complex; axoneme. Gene Ontology annotation, biological process: axonemal dynein complex assembly; regulation of cilium movement; cilium-dependent cell motility. The transcript has 2 exons. The coding region runs from base 40 to 2229 and encodes 729 amino acids.